AUGGGUGAAUACGAUCUUUAUCAAAGACAGCAGGCUUGGUUUGAUGCUCUCGAGUUUUCAAUGUCAGGCACAAGAAUGCCUUGCCACAAAGCUCAGAUCAGGAGGAUACUCGACCUGGGGUUUCAAGUCUCCAUAAUGCAAGGAGUCGGUAGGAGGAUGGUUGCGAUGGCAAAGGUGGAGCUGCAGCAUGCGAGUCGUCAUUAUGAUCUUUGGAAAGAGCUCUUUGAUAUCAUCACCCAACGAAAAAGGCAGCUGGCUGCUACAAGAAUACAAGCUUUCCGCCGCGGCAUUCUGACAAGGAGACUCUUGAACAAGCUUCGGUCUGGGUCGAGCCGUCACACUAAUCUAAAAGCCUAUUCAAGGUCGAGCACGAGCAAGAAGUUCUCCAAAAGCUUCGUUGGUAGCAAGGGACAGAGCCUGGCAGACUUACCCAACAGCCGGCGGAGAAAGUCGUCAUCUCAGACUGCAGUCAGCGGCAACAUCUUGGGCCAAGAAGCCAAGGGACUGAGGAAGAGGUUGAUACACGAAUACGUUCCUAUCUACUCUCUGCAGAUGUCUCAGCCUCAACACCAAGAGGAUGAUGAAGUUGAAGAUGUACUCCAAAGGACUACUCAAUCAGCCGAGCCCAGGAAGUGGAGCUCAACUGCAGUGACAUUGAUCAGGUGA
This is a messenger RNA of Guillardia theta CCMP2712, 666 nucleotides long. RefSeq lists its product as hypothetical. Lineage: Eukaryota; Cryptophyceae; Pyrenomonadales; Geminigeraceae. The record is from RefSeq and is a predicted model, not a curated record. Gene Ontology annotation, molecular function: protein binding. The coding region runs from base 1 to 666 and encodes 221 amino acids. The transcript has a single exon.